AUGAAGGUCCUCAAUGCCAUGAUAUUAAGCGCUAUGCUGCCUUCCGCUCUUGCAGGCCAAUACUCCUUUAGCAAAUCCUGCUCCACCACCAACGGCGUCACCCGUUGCUGUCCAGGAAACAUGAGUAUGCGAUCCUCAAACGGCGUAUUAUCGGGUUACUGCUGCGUUCCAGUACAGAGGUCCAAGCGGGACAACGGAAGCCCUGACAAUAGAAUCGCCAUACCUCCUCCCCAUGCCAGGUCCCGUGUUGUGGCUAGAGACGGUCAAGGCCCAUGCUCAGAGGGCGAAGUUGCGGUGCCCGUUAAUGUGGAUGAUUUUGACAAGCGUAUUGACGGUUUAAUGGGGCGUAAGGGGGCUGGUAAUGGUCAAACUUCUGCGGGUGCUAAUAAGGGGAAUCCAGUCGCCUUUGCGGGUGCGCUGGGGAUGUUGGCUGCGGCGGGAGUGUGA
This is a messenger RNA of Uncinocarpus reesii 1704, 447 nucleotides long. RefSeq lists its product as uncharacterized. The record is from RefSeq and is a predicted model, not a curated record. Bases 1 to 447 code for a protein of 148 amino acids. The transcript is spliced from 2 exons. NCBI's taxonomy places the organism in Eukaryota, Fungi, Ascomycota, Eurotiomycetes, Onygenales, Onygenaceae.